Molecule: messenger RNA, 2439 nt
Organism: Musa acuminata AAA Group (dessert banana)
Lineage: Eukaryota; Viridiplantae; Streptophyta; Magnoliopsida; Zingiberales; Musaceae
Exons: 15
Coding region: 631-2154 (507 amino acids)
Cellular component (GO): mitochondrion; chloroplast; cytoplasm
Molecular function (GO): ATP binding; ATP hydrolysis activity
Source: RefSeq, a predicted model, not a curated record
UGCGGAAUAUGCUUCCGUUAUUAAGAUGUCUUUUUUGGAUAAAUUUUGAUGGUGUUUUCUUCUUUAAAGUGUUGAUUUCGUUGGUUUCUACCUUUGGCUAUAGUCAGAAAAAAAAUUCUUCUAAAUCGGGAGGAUUCAUUUUGCCCCCUGGGUGUAAAAAAGGCCAAAAAGAUAGUUUUUUUGUGAUACAUUAACCUACCUUUUCCCUUUGUUUGUUUUCUUAUAGCUUUCGUUUUCAAAUCGCGUCAAAACUAAUUGGAAAUUAUUUUGAGAUUGCAUGUUUUAUAUCGAGAUGCAAAGGUCUGAAUUUGCUCGGCCCGGCUUGGAAUCUACUGUCGAUCGGAUCUGGAUUCUGUUCAUGAUGAUGAUAAAAGUUCUACAGUUUCAUCUUUCUCUUGGAUUUGAAUAUAACGGAUUCGGUGCACCAUCGAGAGGUUCAUGAAUUGGUUGUACUACCUUUUGCAAUUGUGUAGCGAGUGUUCCGCUUCGGUAUGUAGGAAGUUUCUCCAGCACUAAUUUUUAGGUCGUUGCUUUGAGAGCCGUACAAGAUGUUCUCUCUUCCAUGAAGCUUUUUACUGUACGAUAGCUGCCAACUGAAGUUAGACUACCGUACGUUCUCAGUCGACAAGGAUGAGGUCAUUUGCUCGAGCUCUUCGACAAGUUCGAGCUCCAUCUGGGGUUCAUCGGGGAGCGCUUUCGCACACUGGGUUAGGGAAAGAUGGGAAAGUCUUGAUUCUGGGUAAUUCAGUUGUUGAUUGUUCGCGGAGCGCCUUUCACGGCAGAGAAAUUGGUAGAUAUUUGAACCAGAGUACGGUGCUAUCGAGAUCUCUGUAUACUCCUGCAGCAAAUGACUCUGAAGUGUCUAACUAUGCUGGAGGAGCUGGCCCUUUGUCAGAGUAUGAAAGGAGAAUUGCUUCAGGAGAACUUGCUGAUGGAGAUGACUUUCAGGUAGAUACCAUUCAAGAACUGCAAAGGCUCUAUCGGGAGCUUGCUGAGCUUGAAGAGAGUUGCCAAUUGGAUAGAUAUACUGCAUCCAAGAAAUCUCAGAGGAGUAGGUGGCUAUGGUCCCGUCUCAUUCCACAAUCUUCAUAUUCACCAGUCAAAGGUCUAUACCUGUAUGGAGGAGUAGGCACUGGAAAAACAAUGCUUAUGGACUUGUUUUUUGAUCAACUGCCAUCUAAUUGGAGGAAAAAAAGAAUUCAUUUCCAUGAUUUUAUGUUGAAUGUGCAUAGCCGCCUGCAGAUGCACAAAGGAGUAUCAGAUCCACUUGAAGUCGUCGCAGGAGAGAUAUCAGAUGAAUCCAUUCUUUUAUGUCUUGAUGAAUUUAUGGUAACUGAUGUGGCUGAUGCUCUGAUAUUGAAUCGUCUUUUUCGGCAUUUAUUCAGUGAAGGCAUUGUCCUUGUCUCAACUUCAAAUCGUGCUCCAGAUCAGCUGUAUGAAGGUGGAUUGCAGAGGGACCUAUUUUUACCAUUUAUUGAGACCUUGAAGGAAAGGUGUGUAGUUCAUGCAAUUGGCUCAUCAACUGACUACCGGAAAAUAGGUUCGGCUGAGAAAGGUUUCUAUUUUAUUGGAAAGGGGCACACUGGAUUUUUAAAACAGAAGUUUCAGCAUUUGAUAGGACAUGAUAAACCUGGACCGCAAGUUGUAGAAGUUGUUAUGGGAAGAAAAUUGCAGGUUCCUUUUGGUGCUAAUGGAUGUGCAUAUUUUCCAUUUGAAGAACUUUGUGAUAGACCUUUGGGGGCAGCAGACUACUUUGGACUAUUUAAAAAUUUUCAUACGCUUGCCCUGGAUGGGGUGCCAAGAUUUGGGAUCCACAACAGGACUGCAGCAUAUCGCUUUGUCACAUUGGUUGAUGUGAUGUAUGAAAACAAGGGUAGGCUGCUAUGCACAGCCGAGGCAUCCCCAGUCGAACUCUUUGAAAGUAUUGUGACAGUUGCCGAUGCUCAAAAGAUAUCACCAAGAACAUCAUCGCGGUCGCAGAAGAAAGAUGAUGUUGAUCUUUGUGUCGACAACGAGCUAGGAUUCGCUAAAGACCGCACAAUUAGUAGAUUAACCGAGAUGAACAGCAGGGAGUACUUGGAACAGCAUGAAGCCAGAUUGCAGGAGAAGGCCUCUGGAGAAGCACGUCUUAAUGGUGUUUUUGUAGAAGCAUGAUUACCUUUUCUUUUGACAUUAUUCUCUAUAUAGUCUAUUAAGGAGCAAUUGAUAUCAUCAAUAAUAUCAUCAGAGGCUUCAGAUAUAAGGCAGAGAAGCCUGCUUACCCUGUAGAUGAGGAAGCCCUGAAUAAUCUUGCUUAUGAUGAAUCAUAAUGGCCUAUCUAAUCUUAUUUGUAUUUUUUUGGGUACGAUACCGAAUGUUGAUAAAUAUCCUGUAUUAUUUUCUUAUCUGUGCAAGCUCAGAACGAGUUAAUAUUAAAUAUUGGUGACGGAUUUUGGUGUA